Klebsormidium nitens is the source of this 1539-nucleotide messenger RNA. The record is from the annotation of a GenBank genome assembly. Lineage: Eukaryota; Viridiplantae; Streptophyta; Klebsormidiophyceae; Klebsormidiales; Klebsormidiaceae.
UGCUGUUCGCGUUUUGACCAUCUCGGGGGCCGGUUGAUGGCCGUGGAAGCAACGUCUUGCGAGUCCGUCCCUGAAAACUGCCGGUUUCUGCCGUUGUCAAAACGCCUCCACUACAUUUUCAAUCCAAUAUAUCGUGCAUCAUCCUUGGAAUUUGACAAAAGGUCUUCCUGCCAGGCAAGAUCAGGGAGGAACGACUCUGGCACAGACUGAGAAAGUUGGGAGGGACGCUUCAAGAACAGGUUUUCAGCAUAGCGCUAGGGGGAGGAUACGGGCUCAUUGUGGCCAUUUGCAAAGAUUAUGCUUUUAGAAGGGGCCUGUCUGUGCUGAAAAGGGUGGUGCUAGGAACCUCUCCAAGGAAGAAAAGUCGGUCGGCAUAUUGUGAAUGCCUCAGAGGCCGUGCCUGAAGCGAGAGGCACUCUUCUGUGUCCUUUUCAGUGGUGACGACUUUGCUAGACGAUGCUUUGCUAGACGAUGCUGAAGAAUGCUCAACUGGGGUCGAUGAAACAUCAUUAGCCGCUUCUAUUGAGAAUCGACCUCAACCCAACUUUGAUCGUUACAGUUAACAAGGAAUGGCGCGUCUGUACAAGUCCCUAGAAGUCCUGUCAGCCUAUCGAGACCGGCGGUUCCAAGGUACUCAGGAAGAGUUCGAGCAUGCGCUCCGGACCUCGACCACCGUGUACGUCGGAAACCUCACUUUUUUCACGACGGAGGAGCAGAUAUACGAGGCGUUUUCAAAGUGCGGGGAGAUCAAAAAGGUCAUCAUGGGGCUUGACAAGGUCCGCCGGACGCCCUGCGGGUUCUGCUUUGUCGUCUAUUACACGCGUCUCGAUGCUGAAGACUGCGUCAAAUACAUCAGCGGCACCAUCCUGGACGACCGACCUAUUCGGGUGGACUUUGACUGGGGGUUCAAGGAGGGCAGGCAGUUUGGACGGGGGAAGAGUGGUGGCCAGGUACGAGACGAGUACCGGACAGAUUACGACCCAGGGCGCGGCGGCUACGGUAAGCUCGUGCAGCACAACCUCGAAAUCUUGGAGCACCAGGGGGGCAUCUUCAACAGUGCUGCGCCUGCGCCGUUCCAUCCCCCGACGAGAAUACAGCAACGAAACAGGCGAAGAGACGAGGCCAUGCAAAACGCGGGUGGGGACAGACGGGGAGGCGCGCCGAUCAAGGGCCAGAAACGGCAACGGGAGGACGAGGGGCCAUUGGAGGAUGGGGUUAAGCCGGAGAAACAAGAGCCACGGGAGAAGAAUCCGCGGUUCCGAGAAAAGAAAGACGACGACUCGGACGAAGAUGUUGGCGAUUCUUGAGGUCUGUUAUUCUCAGUUCUGCGUUUGUACAUAAGCAAUGGCUGCGGAAGCAGAAUGCACUUUCUUCGACGACCUGCCGUGCGGCAUCGUUUGACGUUAUUGGCUGCGCUUGAAUAUGAUACAAGUUCUAAGUCCGUUACGCACCAGGAUCCUCUCGUACAAUGUGCCGUUUUCGAUAUAGCUUCAUUGCAAAAUUCCAACAGGGAGGGGCACGAGGGCCUCGCAUUUUCAG